CUUAAAAGAGAAGCCGGACUAACAUGUCUUGACCCGACGCCAUUUUAUCCCACAUGGUGGUGAAUGAUGUCCUCCAGCAGAUUCAGAUCUAGUGCGGAUCCUCCAUCCUAUACCACCUUUUCCCCUCCUGUCAUGUCUCUUUCUCUAUCUUCAAAAGCCCUCGGUUCUUCAUUGCCCACAGAAGCCAUCCCACUCCUCCCUUCAGAUAAGCCUCGCCGAUCAUGCUUUCCACCCAUACCAAGGGUGUUCUUCACAUCCUUCCUUCUCGCCAUGACAUUUUCAUUCACUCAAACUUCUCUUAUCUACGCCUUUCGAAUCAUGACAUGCGAUGAGUACUACAAGACCCACGACGAAUGGGUUGGAACAGGUGAUAGAUGUUCGAUCCCGAGGAUCGAAGCCGACAGUGCUUCACAAAUCGCCAUCAUGAGUACUGUUACGACAUCGUGCACCAUUGCGAACCUUUUCAUCACGGGGUGGUUUAUCAAAAAGUUCGGCUGCAAAGCGGCCAUGUUCCAGCAAACUUUUUGGGCAGCAUUGCGGAACCUCACUCAGAUGUAUGCCCUCUCUAUUGGUGGCGGUACCGGUAUGCAGAUCAUCCAAACUACUCAGCUUUUUAAUGUGUUGGGCUCCGGGGGAGGGUAUCAAAUUGCGAGUAACGUCUUCAUCUCGACGCUUGUUGCUGCCGAGGAGAGAACAAGUCAAUUCGGUGUUUUGACUGGUGUUAUCAUGCUGGGUUCAUCAUCUGGCUACACUUUCGGCGGUCUCGCGUAUAAGUGGUUUGGCCUGCUCGCACCUUUCCAAUGCGCCUUUGCGCUACUCUGUUUCUGCACGGUUUUUGGAUCUCUCUUCCUCCCCUAUAUCCCACCGGAAGGUGACCAAUGUACCGACGACAAAAAGAAGAUGAAAAAGUCAUUUUUUUCCCCUCUCAAGAUUUUCGUUCCCACCAAAACCGCGGUCAAUGACAAAACCAAGGACGAUUACAAUCUGCUACUCUUGGCCUGUGGAGCAUUUUUUAGUGUUUUGGCGACAGGCUAUGUCAGUAUGGGGCUUCAGCUCGUAGGGACGGACAAGUUUGGCUUCCAGCCAGGCGAGAGCGGUAUCAUGCAAUCCCUCAACCUUCUGGUCAAGGCAUUCUUCCUCUCCAUCUGUUUCCCUCGCAUCAUCGCUGUUGGUCGACGAUAUGUAUCACACCGACAAGAUGUACCUUCCUUCCCUGCUACUGAGCAUCCCGAAGACCCUUAUCAAGCCGAAGAGCCCGACGAUAUCGGCGCACCUCGUCAAGAGCAAGCUCAAGCACCAACUGACGCCAAACAUGGAUCCCUCUUUGACCUUUAUUUUCUCCGCUGGUCCAUCUUCACCGAUGGCGUCCUCACCGCCCUCACUGCUUUGAGUACGAAGGGAUGGCAUCUGUAUGCGGCGGCUUGUGUGUUGCCAUUUGCAUCUGGAACGGGAUCUGCUUGUAAAGGUGUAGUCUUGGAUUUUGUCGAUUCUGAAGAGCGGGCAGAUGCUCUGAGUGCGAUUGCUUUGGUCGAGAAGAUUGCUCAAGUAUCUACGAUCUCAGUGUUUGGAUAUGUUUUUGCAUGGCUCAGCGAAGAGGGAAAACCGACAUUGGUGUUUUUGGUCAAUGGGUUAACGGCUAUUAUUGCGUUCCUUUUUCUUCUCUUCGUAAAUAUACCCAGACAUGGCGAGGGUAAAGUCGCGAUUCGAUAAUGAUUUGGCGUCGCCAGAUGUAAUGCGUAAUCGUAGAGAAGUGCAUUUAGAUGUAUUUUUGUGUAUGAGCUUAUGGAUUUGACGUUUGCGUAGUUGAAUCGGUAGUUUGGGA
This is a messenger RNA of Cryptococcus deneoformans JEC21, 1822 nucleotides long. RefSeq lists its product as hypothetical. Bases 64 to 1710 code for a protein of 548 amino acids. Gene Ontology annotation, cellular component: membrane. NCBI's taxonomy places the organism in Eukaryota, Fungi, Basidiomycota, Tremellomycetes, Tremellales, Cryptococcaceae. The record is from RefSeq and is a predicted model, not a curated record. The transcript has 6 exons. Gene Ontology annotation, molecular function: transmembrane transporter activity. Gene Ontology annotation, biological process: transmembrane transport.